AUGCCCCGCGGUCCUCGUCGCCCACCUCCUUCUUCCCUCCGUCUAGUGCAGGGUGCUCUACCACCACGCUGGACUCCAAAGCACACCCUCCCUUCCCUUCCUUGUCCCUCCUUCCAGCCCGACGUUACCCUCGCUCAUAGACCCAUGCCCCAACCCCGUACACGUCACGUAGAUCCAGUACGGCUCGCAUUCCCUGAUCUGCCACCACUGGAUGUAGAGAUUGUAAAUACUUACAGGUCUGCAUCAUCUACUCCGACAACAUCACCCAUAUCAGGGAAGCACAUCCGGGGCCCCUGGGAUCAUUCAAGCGGCAUCACGGUGCUAGUGGAUGUGGACAGUCUGAUCGCGCUGCCAAAGCCUGCAGCAAUAUGUCUGUAA
Molecule: messenger RNA, 378 nt
Organism: Suillus paluster
Lineage: Eukaryota; Fungi; Basidiomycota; Agaricomycetes; Boletales; Suillaceae
Exons: 1
Coding region: 1-378 (125 amino acids)
Source: RefSeq, a predicted model, not a curated record